AUGUUUCGUCAUUUAUCUAUGCCCGAAUUGGCUAAGAUAGCGGUUUUAAUAGACGAAGAUGAAGAACAACAAGAUGUUAGACAAACAAAUAUUAAAAAAAAGGUUGAUUUGGAAUCAAUACCAGCUAAAGAAAAACUGGCUGUAUGUUUGAGGUUUUUGGGAACCGGAGAUUCUUAUCAAACUAUAGCAUUCAGUUUUCGAUUGGGUCAUUCAACUGUCCAGGGAAUUGUCUUAGAAGUAUGUGAUGCUAUUAUAUCUAAAAUGAAAAAUGAAUGCAUACCAUGUCCCAAAAAAGAAGAUUGGAUUUGCAAAAAAACGUGGAGUGGCUUAAGAGAUGCUUAUAGGAGAUCAUCCAAAAAAUUAAUAACUGUUUCUGGUCAAAAAUCUAAAUUUGUUAAGAAAUGGAAAUUUUCUGAUGAAAUGGAAUUUUUGAAAAAGCACAUGAAAGAAAGAGAAUCUAUUAGUAGUGUGAACAGGGUUAGUGAUGAUGAUGAUGCUGAGUUGUCUUAUUCAAAUAAUGAAGAAACUCGUUCGGAAUACAUGAGUGAAAAUUCAGAUGGAUCAAUUGAAGUUGGUCAAGAAGUUAUAGAGCCAUUAGCAAAUCAGAGUGUAAAAACAUCUGCACCUUCAACUAAGCAAUCAUUUCCUAAAAAAAAAUUUAAAAGAAAUGAAACGAACCCUGACUCCACUGUACCUCAAAAUGCAUCAGCUACACUUAUGAAAUUUAUUUUAGACAACAGAGACAACAAAUCGAGCGAAGCAGAUAAAAAAUUAGACGCUUUAGAUCAAUUUUUUUCUUCUAUUUGUUCAACAGUGAAACAGUUUUCUCCAUAUUUGCAACAUGUUGCUAAGAAUAAAUUUUUUUCAAUAGUAUCUGAAAUGGAAUUGGAACAAUUAAAGUAUACACAACCACAAACAUACUUGAAUACUUUUACAGAUCAACAAUUAGCUGUAGCUCAUCCAUCAGUUCAGCCAUACAACUUUCAAAACAUCGAAACAUCAACAGACAAUGUAUCUCAAUUUUAUAGCUCAGUACCUACUACUUCUUCUUCAACUGGUACCUAUUUUCAAACAAGUACAGAAGAAAAUAUUUAA
This is a messenger RNA of Melanaphis sacchari, 1095 nucleotides long. RefSeq lists its product as uncharacterized. The coding region runs from base 1 to 1095 and encodes 364 amino acids. The record is from RefSeq and is a predicted model, not a curated record. The transcript has 4 exons. Lineage: Eukaryota; Metazoa; Arthropoda; Insecta; Hemiptera; Aphididae.